Molecule: messenger RNA, 933 nt
Organism: Closterium sp. Naga37s-1
Lineage: Eukaryota; Viridiplantae; Streptophyta; Zygnematophyceae; Desmidiales; Closteriaceae
Source: the annotation of a GenBank genome assembly
AUGCUAUCAGCUUAUUUCACGGCGGAGUUUGGAGGGAAGGUGGAAACAGAUAGCACCAGCACAAGCCUCUUGAAGCAGCAACUGAAUGAGCCGCAUCUGGACAAGAACCGCUUAAGCAAGCUUAUCCUGAGCUGUCCGGUCAUCUUCUCUGCUCCUCCGUAUCGCAUGGCGGAGAAUAUUGCCAUUCUCCAGUCCUUCACUCCUCCAGGCACUCCCAACAUUGCGACCAAUGUGCUUCAGCGUGCCCCCACCAUCGUCUGUCUCAGCUCAGAAACUCUCUUAGCUAAGCUCCAGUUCUUUGUGGAGCUGGUGGGGAAGCAGGCAGCAGGAAGAGUGGCGAGGAGUCAUCCAGUGGUUCUGCAACUUUCAAAGGAGAACGUGCAAGGCAAGGUGGCGGUAUUGGCUGAUUUGAUUGGCCGAGAGAAUGCUGUGCGGGUGGUGACACAAUUUCCUUUGCUACUGGCGUCUAGUGAAGAUGGCCUGAAGGAAAGUUUCAGAGAGCUUGUGCGAGAAGUGGAAGAGGCAUUGGAGAGCAGUGGAGGAGAGAGAAAUGGGAGGCAAAGAGCUGGAGGGGAGGGGGGAGGGGGAUUACCAGAGCUAACAGCAGCAGCAGCAGUAGCAGGAGCAGGAGCAGCAAGAGGAGGAGGAGGGGAUAGCGUGAGUGCUACAUCCCUGUUGUUAUGUCCUCCUUUGUUGCUGCUGGAUGGGACCGGCGGGGAUGUGGCUGCUACAGCUGCUGUGGCCGUCGCCCUGCUGGACCUUCUACAGUUCCUGUGGGUGGUGGUGUGCUCGGCUGUAGCAGAGGAGCUGUUGUACAGAGCACUGCUGAUCACAGCCCUGCAAGAGAAUCGCGGCAGGAUCGACUCUGCCAUGCUGUCUGCAGCCCUCUCCGCCCUCUUCCACCUCUCCCACGUGAUAAAGGUUGUAUUUUGA